CCUACCGAAUCUGCCAUCCUAAAUCAACAGUUAGUGAUAAUCUAGUGUCAUGUGAUCACGGGACGCGGAAGUCCUGUUCAUCUUCUUCAGCCUGUGACGCGAAGCAAAUCGGCUUAUUUUAAAGUUUGGAGCUCGGCGUUUUAAAUGGGCAGGAUGACUCAGAAGAACCACCUGGAGGGCCAGGUCUAUUCUGUGCCACUGAUCCAGCAGGACCUGAGGAGGGAAGAGGCUGUGCACCAGAUCACUGAUGCCCUGCAGUACCUGGAAAGCAUCUCCACCGAUAUCUUCUGCAGGGUGUCUCAGAGUGUGGAGAGGAACCGCACUCAUCUUCAAGCCGUCACAGACCGCAUUAAACUGGCUCAAGCUCGAGUCCACAAGAUUAAAGGAAGCAAGAAGGCCACCAAGGUGUUUUCCAGCGCUAAAUACCCCGCUCCUGAUAAACUGCACGAUUACUCAUCGAUAUUUACGGGCGCUGUAGAUCCGGCCUCGCAGAAACGACCACGGUACAAAGUUCAGGGCAAGCUCCGCCCCCUGGAUGACAAGGCCUUACAGGAGAAGUUGAUGUAUUUCCCAGUGUGCGUGAACACUAAGAAGCGCUCCGAAGAUGAGACGGAGGAGGGGCUGGGGAGCCUGCCUAGAAACAUCAACUCCGUCAGCUCUCUGCUGCUCUUUAACACCACUGAAAACUUGUAUAAGAAGUACGUCUUCCUGGAUCCUCUGGCAGGAGUCGUCACUAAAACUCAUCACACACUAGAGACGGAGAAGGAGGAAAAGCCGUUCGAUGCACCGAUGUCUAUCACAAAGCAUGAGCAACUGGAGAGACAGACUGCUGAAAAUUAUUUCUACGUGCCGGACCUGGGCCAAGUGCCCGAGAUCGAUGUGCCCUCUUAUCUGCCCGAUCUGCCCGGUAUCGCCGAUGACCUCAUGUACAGCGCUGACCUCGGCCCAGGCUUCGCCCCUUCUGGCACCGUAGGCGCGGCCAUACCCGAGCUGCCCUCUUUUGGCACAGAACAUGAAGAAGGCUCCCACUUUCGAUCCGAGGCUCCUCCCCCUCCUCCACCCCCACCUCCUCCACCUCCUCCUCCUCCAGCCUCAUUUUCGCCAGGAGCUCCUCCAGCCCCACCCCCUCCUCCUCCACCUCCACCUGCUGUUCUUGAUGACACAGGUGGUAGAGGUGUAUCCGGUCAUGCCCCGCCCACAGGUCCAGUAAAAGACGCCCCUACAGAGGUCCUGAAGCCGUCAGACGGGCGAGCCAGCCUGCUCGAGUCUAUUCGUAACGCUGGAGGCAUCGGCAAGGCCAAACUGCGCAACGUUAAAGAGCGAAAGAUGGUGAAGAAGAAACAGAAGGAGCAGGAGCAAGUUGGAGCGGCAGCCAGUGGAGGAGAUUUCAUGUCCGACCUCUUCAAUAAAUUGGCCAUGCGAAGGAAAGGCAUCUCGGGUAAAGUCCCAGGGGGCGGAGACUCCACCGACCCGCCCGGCAGCUCGGGAACGGCGUUCGCCAGGAUGUCCGACGUGAUCCCACCCCUUCCUGCUCCUCACCAACCGAACGCAGAGGACGACGAGGACUGGGAGGCGUAGCCGAAAACACGCUUACCCAAAGACUCCCGGCGAUCAGAAAGGCGCGGAUUUGAUUCCUCAAAAGACGUGGAUUAGAAUUUAACGUGCGUUGACUUCGUUCGCUACAAAUACUAAUUUGUGUCAGCGUUGAAAUAUGAAACGAUGUAGGUGAUGUAGAAAACACUGUAUAUCUUCUCAUUUUCUUUUAACAGUAGAUCAGAUAUUUGGGUAAAAACCCAAAAAUGUGUGUGAGACACCACCACAAGGCACGUCUAUGAAAGGAUAACAGGAUGAUAAUAAUCAGAAACUCAUUCACUGUUUAGUACUGAUACGUUCACUACGUUCCUUUUGUUUUUUCCCGGCUCCCGAAACACAGAACUUGGAAGGAAACCGCUUUUGAUUGCCCAGUGGACAUCCAGGGUUUUCUCCAUCUCUGUAUAUGAAGAAUUUAAAAUAAGAAGGAAAACAUAUCCGAGCAUCUGCAGAGUGAUUAGAGUAACGCGUGUAAUUACAUCAUUCACGCACUGAUUCUUUUCUAGCGUCUGCCAGGAAAACAUAUGGCUCAGAUACACGCUGUGUGUUCUGGAGUUCUGAAAGCAUCAGAGAAACACAUCAGUCUGAGUUCAUCAUGUACACGUUUCCAUUUCAUCUCAUUAAAUCUCGAUUUUAUUCACAUUAAA
Silurus meridionalis is the source of this 2237-nucleotide messenger RNA. It is a transcript of the gene wash1, whose product is annotated as WAS protein family homolog 1. The record is from RefSeq and is a predicted model, not a curated record. Lineage: Eukaryota; Metazoa; Chordata; Actinopteri; Siluriformes; Siluridae. The transcript is spliced from 11 exons. Gene Ontology annotation, biological process: endocytic recycling; exocytosis; retrograde transport, endosome to Golgi. The coding region runs from base 145 to 1578 and encodes 477 amino acids. Gene Ontology annotation, molecular function: gamma-tubulin binding; alpha-tubulin binding. Gene Ontology annotation, cellular component: WASH complex; early endosome; recycling endosome.